GUUUCUUGUAUUUUUGCCACAUUAAUCUUUAUUGUGUGCUUAACUGGCGAUAACCCAAGUUCCAGCAUGUUUGACCCCAUUAUCUGAGCAAUUAGCAGUUAUUUAACUGGGGCCACGCGGGACCAGUAGUUAUUGUGCUUCGGACAGGACUCGAACUCGCUACCGCCGAAAUGAAGAUUAAAAUUACUGACCCCAUCUUCCUUGAAGACCCCUCCUUGCUACUACGUCCAGAGGCGGUAUACGACGGCAAACCUGUGAACGCCUUUAGAAACUACGAUGAAGAUGAGAAUGAUCCCAUUAAGAUGCGCGUGCGCAGAACUUACUACGAAAUGCACUCUAAUAUGACAGUCGACUUCGUCAGAGAAAAAAUGCACAAAUGGCUGCAGUUCAGCCACUUCAAGGCUACGGUCAAGGACGCUUUAAUCAAGCUGAAUGACUUGGUAGACGAGUCCGACCCCGACAUCGACCUGCCCAACAUCAUCCAUGCCUUCCAGACCGCCGAGAGGAUCCGCGAGGACCACCCUGAUGAGGAUUGGUUCCAGCUUAUUGGAUUAAUACACGACUUGGGCAAGGUGAUGGCGUUCUACGGCGAGCCACAAUGGUGCGUGGUGGGUGACACCUUCGCGCUGGGCUGCCGCUGGGGCCGCAGCAUCGUCUACGGAGACGACAGCUUCAAGGCCAACCCCGACACAUACAACCCCAAAUACAACACAAAAUACGGCAUGUACGAGCCCAACUGUGGGCUUGAGAACCUGCUGAUGUCGUGGGGGCACGACGAGUACUUGUACCGUAUACUGGUGCACAACAAAGCGAAGUUCCCCAAGAAAGGACUGUUUAUGAUCAGAUACCACUCGUUCUACCCGUGGCACGCGGGCGGAGACUACAAACACUUGCUGAAAGAUGGCGACCAGGAGAUAUUGGAUGCCGUACUCGAAUUCAACAAAUACGACCUCUACACGAAGAGCGCUGCCAUACCGGACGUGGAAACUCUGUGGCCGUACUACGAGUCACUCAUCGAUAAGUACAUCCCUGGAGAGCUAGAAUUUUAAAAUGACCCCCUCUAAAAACCUUUUUCUACUGACAGGCUAUUUAUUUCGCGUUUUAAGAACUAUUUACGAUUAGAUAUUUGCGGCUGGGACGCGUUUUCAUGUUGCAUAUUUAUAUGCAGCUAUUAAUUAACCCUUGUGACUACCAUAUUUUAGAUUUUAUUUUGGAUAAAAUAAGUUUCGAUAAUUUCUCUAUGCUGCUCUAAGGGUUAAAUUAUACGACUAAAUUGUUACCUACUGCUGGCGGAAAACAUUAAUUAUAAGGACUAAAUAAGUACAAAAUACUCUUACUUGUAAAUAAAUUUAAGUUAAUAUAAAUAAAUUAUUAUAUU
Messenger RNA from Ostrinia furnacalis (Asian corn borer), 1378 nucleotides. Its product is annotated as inositol oxygenase-like. The transcript has 8 exons. Bases 171 to 1049 code for a protein of 292 amino acids. NCBI's taxonomy places the organism in Eukaryota, Metazoa, Arthropoda, Insecta, Lepidoptera, Crambidae. Gene Ontology annotation, molecular function: iron ion binding; inositol oxygenase activity. Gene Ontology annotation, cellular component: cytoplasm. Gene Ontology annotation, biological process: inositol catabolic process. The record is from RefSeq and is a predicted model, not a curated record.